Molecule: messenger RNA, 2421 nt
Organism: Arvicola amphibius (Eurasian water vole)
Lineage: Eukaryota; Metazoa; Chordata; Mammalia; Rodentia; Cricetidae
Gene: Egr2
Product: early growth response 2
Exons: 3
Coding region: 1-1446 (481 amino acids)
Biological process (GO): regulation of transcription by RNA polymerase II
Molecular function (GO): DNA-binding transcription factor activity, RNA polymerase II-specific; RNA polymerase II cis-regulatory region sequence-specific DNA binding
Source: RefSeq, a predicted model, not a curated record
AUGAGAGUCGGGCUCCCUUCCGAGGCGUCGUCUUGCCUGUGGUCAGCGCGGGGGCCGCGGGACCGGCAGGAGCGCAGGCGGAGCGGGCUGGCGCACGUGCUGCCUGACAGCCUCUACCCGGUGGAAGACCUCGCCGCCUCGUCGGUGACCAUCUUCCCCAAUGCUGAACUGGGAGCCCCCUUUGACCAGAUGAACGGAGUGGCUGGAGAUGGCAUGAUCAACAUUGACAUGACUGGAGAGAAGAGGCCCUUGGAGCUUCCAUAUCCUAGUAGCUUUGCUCCCAUCUCUGCGCCUAGAAACCAGACCUUCACUUACAUGGGCAAAUUCUCCAUUGACCCCCAGUACCCCGGUGCCAGUUGCUACCCAGAAGGCAUCAUCAAUAUUGUGAGUGCGGGCAUCUUGCAAGGGGUCACCCCUCCAGCUUCAACCACAACCUCAUCCAGCGUCACCUCUGCCUCCCCCAACCCAUUGGCCACAGGACCCCUGGGCGUGUGUACCAUGUCCCAGACCCAACCUGAAUUGGAUCAUCUCUACUCUCCUCCACCACCUCCUCCUCCGUAUACGGGCUGUACAGGAGAUCUCUACCAGGACCCUUCGGCGUUCCUGUCACCACCCACCACUUCCACCUCCUCUCUGGCCUACCAGCCACCUCCUUCCUACCCAUCCCCCAAGCCAGCCAUGGACCCAGGUCUCAUUCCUAUGAUCCCGGAGUAUCCUGGCUUUUUUCCGUCUCCGUGCCAGAGAGAUCCACACGGUGCUGCUGGCCCGGAUCGAAAGCCGUUUCCCUGCCCUCUGGACUCCCUGCGGGUCCCCCCUCCGCUCACUCCACUCUCUACCAUCCGUAAUUUUACUCUGGGGGGUCCCAGUGCUGGAGUCACGGGACCAGGGGCAAGUGGAGGCAGUGAGGGACCCCGACUGCCUGGCAGUGGCUCUGCAGCGGUAUCUACUACUCCCUAUAACCCGCAUCACCUGCCAUUGCGGCCCAUCCUGCGGCCUCGAAAGUACCCGAACAGGCCCAGCAAGACACCAGUUCACGAAAGGCCCUAUCCCUGUCCUGCAGAAGGCUGUGACAGGCGCUUCUCACGCUCGGAUGAGCUGACCCGGCAUAUCCGAAUCCACACGGGCCACAAACCCUUCCAGUGUCGGAUCUGCAUGCGAAACUUCAGCAGAAGUGACCACCUCACCACCCACAUCCGCACCCACACCGGGGAGAAGCCGUUCGCCUGUGACUAUUGUGGCCGCAAGUUUGCCAGGAGUGACGAAAGGAAGCGCCACACCAAGAUCCACCUUCGGCAGAAGGAGCGGAAGAGCAGUGCCCCCUCCUCGUCUGUGUCUGCCCAGCCUUCAGCCUCUGGUCCUGGGGGCUCACAGGCGGGAGGCAGCCUAUGCGGUAACAGCACCAUUGGAGGACCACUGGCCUGCACCUCUCGGACCAGGACACCAUGAGAUGAAGCUCCGGCGGACACACCCAGGUCCCAGAGGCCCUGCGUCCACUUGAGCUGCACAACACUAUCACCCAUCCCUGUCCCUUCCUGUGAUCCUGGGCAAAGGACCUUGAUGGAGCCCGGCCCUGCCCCUACCCCUUGCCAGACACAGGGCCCUCCUAAAAUUUAGGCCAUUUUACUCUCUUAGGGGAGUUGACUGCCACUCCAAGCAAUGGGGAGCCAAGAAGAGGGCUGGGUGAGGGCCCUUGGACUAGAAGGCUGUGGUCUGAUCCUGACUGAGAGACAUCUCAUUAGGUUUUGCUAGUCCUUCCCUUAUUUUGACCCUGGAUGCCAGAGUUGUUCUGAGACCUUUUCUACAAUAGGUUGGGAGAUGCUGAUUCCUUUGAGUGAGGACAGCAAAAAAGACUAAGGAAAACUGACAUUGCACUUUAUGGCUUGGAACUGAUUUGGGGGAAGCUGUCCAGUGAGAGGAGCCCGGUUUCGGCUUUGGCACUCCAGGGCCUAGAACAGUGAAUUGAAGGGUAUCUAGCCACCUCAACCCUUAAGCAAUAUGUACUAAAAACUCAGAGAAUGGAAGUGCAAUGACGGGAGGGACAAAGCAAUAUUGGCUCCUUUUUGUUGAAAAACAAAGGUUAUUUUUUUUCAGUGUAUAUCCAUUCAGAUUUUGUGUAUUUUUGAUGUGCACUGUUCACUCCGAGUCCUGAACCUUCGGGGGGAAAAUGUAAAGCAUUUAUGAUCUCUUGAAAUGAGUCAAAGGUUAACUUAUUUAAAGGGGGAUGUACAUAGGGUGCAUGCAGUUGUGCUGGAAGUGUCCUCUGUGCCUUGUGUGAUGUGGACAGUGUUACAGGGUCUGCAUGUAUGCAGGAGGCCUUACUAUGGAAAAAAGAAAUCAUUUCCUGGGUUGAAGUAUGGCUGUAUAUUUCUGCCUAUUAAUAUUUGGAAUUUUUUUAGAAAGUAUAUUUUUGUAUGCUCUGUU